AUGGUUCUGAAAUAUUUUCUAUUUUUUGUAUCGACUAGUUUUGCUUUGUAAGUUUAUUGGGGAUGGAUUUUAGUGAUGUUAAAUUGUACAUUCUAAAAUCUGUGGUUGGAAAAAGUUUGACGUCAAUGAAUAAGAACGAAAAUAUUGAAGGAUUUCUUUGAUAUUCAAAUUUUUUGGGGAUUUUUCUAAGGGCUUUUCGAAAUGGAACCUUGAAAAAUUGAUUGAACCAAAACUAACCAGUUCCUUUUUUAUCUCACCUUUCUCCCAACCAGAAAUAAUUUCCAGAGGUCCACCUGGAAUAUCAAUCGAUGAUACUCCAAUAACCGUAACUUCUGCUCGCACAGCACCUCCUCAAGUGAUCUUCACACCUGCAACAACACUUCGUCCACCACCAGUUCGACGUGUAGUCGCAGUUGCAACAACACAACGUCCAGUUGCGCAGCCUCAACAGAAAUGGCCACAAUCUCAAUCUCAAGAUCCUUGGAGUGACAAUCGUCCACCACCUCCACCCUGGUGGGAUAGACCUCCUCCGCCUUGGGGAUGGCCACAUCCACCCCCGCCGCCACAUCAUAGACCUCCGUGGGGUUGGCCACCUCCGCCACAUCAUCGCGGAUGGCCACAUCCGCCGCCGCCACCGCCUCCAGAAUGGGAUAAUAAUCAAUGGGGUUGA
Caenorhabditis angaria is the source of this 670-nucleotide messenger RNA. NCBI's taxonomy places the organism in Eukaryota, Metazoa, Nematoda, Chromadorea, Rhabditida, Rhabditidae. The record is from the annotation of a GenBank genome assembly.